This is a messenger RNA of Tremella mesenterica DSM 1558, 1329 nucleotides long. RefSeq lists its product as uncharacterized. The transcript has 5 exons. The record is from RefSeq and is a predicted model, not a curated record. NCBI's taxonomy places the organism in Eukaryota, Fungi, Basidiomycota, Tremellomycetes, Tremellales, Tremellaceae. The coding region runs from base 1 to 1329 and encodes 442 amino acids.
AUGAACGAUUACAACAACACAAGUUAUAAUGAAGCGUCGGGUUCUGCCAGCCAGGAGGGAUAUAAGACCUUUCUGGCCGUGGCCCUGGUACCUUCUACCCUGCAGGAAGUUCUUGAAGCUCCGGACGGGGAGGAAAGAUAUAAGCUCAAUGACGACAUUGACGACAUCAUCACAUCACUCGGUAUCCUGGGUCGCACCCACAAUGCAUUGUCUACUCAAUGGGACCCAAUUCUUGGGCAAUUUAGCGAUGAGAUGAGUGAAUUAGGUUAUACCGAAACGCUCCGUAACCCAAGGACUUUAGAGUCGUUUUCGAUUGACAUCAAGCUUGUACCACAUCUCUUGAGUAUAGAGACAGCUCUAAGAAACACCUUUAUGGACCUUCAGGCGGGUGACGUAGACACUCUCAGAGCUUUUCGUUUUGAGAUGAACCCAAACACUCCAGAAUCUUGGAUGAUCAGACCUCUUGAGGAAAAAGAGGAGCGCUUUUGCAGUUUAGGUCUGGAACAGCUGAGCAUGACAACAUCUCAGCUGGGGCCAACACCCUCAGAGGAGGUGGUUCAACAAUUUGGUCAGUGGUCUCAAGGACGGGCUAUGGCGUUAAUCCAUGUGAACAAUAAAUACGCUCGUACAAGACGUAGUACGAGGAGAACGGACACAUCAAGGCCCUCUGUACAGAUCAAACGAAAACGAGAUCAAGUUGGAAGCACUGUGGAAUCAGCUCCACGACGGAUCAGAAGAGUUUUGACAAUGUCCCAAAAGACGCUUUCCAUAUUAUCCCUCUUCCCCAAGGAUCUUCAGCUCCUGAAAGGCGCGUGUAGCACCAAUGACCGCCGGAAGAUCUUGUUCGAGAUGGGCAAAACAGCGGGAUCUCUCAACAUUCUGGCUUCAACAUGUGUGCUCUUGAAGGAAGAGCUCUUUGAGCCUCUGAUAGACUUUGCCGAGACCAUUGAGAAAUGUAAUCUUGGGGACUUACAAACCACUGCCCCUAUGGAUUCUUACGAUUUCCCCACACACCUGACUUCAGACAUUCCCAAAAUCAUAUCACAUAUCUCUCAAACCCAACAAGAAUCGUUGAUAAUGAAUUCUCCUCUUAUGGCGGCCUUCCGCAAGGUGAGCUCGAAUAAUGGUUGGCCGGAUGUCCCGGAUGACAAGCUUUCAGGGAGCUGGGGAUUGCUUUCCUUUUGGGCAAGUAAGGAGCUGACUAUCUUGAUGGGAGAGACAAAUGGUGGGGAUGCCAACUGGUUGGAAGAAUGGGAGAGCAGAGCAGACCUGAUGUAUGACUUGACGGCUGAUGAUCGGGAGGAUUACGUCUCGUACGUUCCCCAAUAG